UUUUCCGCCAAAUUACCGACGCCAAAUACAGAAGAGGAAAAGAGAAGCGAAAGGUGCAAAAAGCGGAGAGCAAAAUCCCAAGUGACAAAUAUUAUUUCGUGGCUCGCGGUGUAAACAAAACAGCCUUCAAAAUUCUUAAGAACGCGCAACCAGCGGGCCGCAAGUCGCUGACUAAGAUGGCAAUUCAACUGGACAAGAUACUGCAGGACAUCGCCAAGGAGAAGGCGCUGCAUCCAAACAAUGGCGGCGCCAGCAAGCAGGAGCAGGAGGAGGCUUGGGCCAGGAUCGGGCGCCUCAACAAGCUAUCCGUGCACGAGUCGCGCUCCAUCUUCAUUGUGCUGCAGAAGAAGUACGAGCAGGAGAAGCUCAAGGGCAACUCGGCGUGGAAGCUGUUCAGCCUGAUGCACCAGAUCCACCAGGAGCCCAAGGCCUCGGUCAAGGAGGAGGAGGACGAUCAAGUCCCUAUGGAGGAGGUCGAGGAAUACGAGAUGCUGGAGGUGCAGGAGCCGGAGGACGACGACGAAGCCCACCAGUUCGGACAGCCGGCCAACUCCACUGGCUCGGCCUCCGACGGCGAGAGCCCCACAAAGUCGCACAGCACCGGCUCGCCGGAGAAGGAUGAGCGCGUGUACUCCAAGCCCAAUGUUGACACUCCGCGUCCGGCCUUCGAGGAGAAGAAGCUGCUCAACACGCUGGCCAACAACACACCGCGCUCCACGACAAACAGCUCGCUGUCCGCCGCCGCAGCAGUGCUCCAAAAGAAGGGCAUCACUGUGAAGAAGACAAGCGGUUCUGGAGCAGGAGCUGCGCUCAAAUCGACGCCUGGCCAGCAGGCAUCGGCCAGUGGCUCGAAAACCAAUUCCUCGCGCACUACCAUUCAGCUGCCAGAGUCCCUGAAGCGUAAACUGUCCGAGGAGUACACUCCCUUGCCGUCACACAAAAAGCAGACCAAGAUCACGAGCCCCAAACAAACAGCUGCACCCGCAGCCUCCACUCCAGCUGUCUCCAGUGUUCCAGAUGCCCUGACGACCGGCAGUGUGGUGCACACAACAACCGCCCAGCUGAUGCAGGUCAAGAAGGAACGGGAGGACAACCAGACACCGCCGCCGGGCAUCAACAUUAUCACUAUUCCGGCUUCGCAACAGAUCAACGGUGGGGGUGGGGGACCCACCUCGUCUACGGCCGCCACCAUUGCUUCCACCUCAGUGGCAUCCACGAACGGCUUUUCGCCGCACAUCGAGGAGCUGGACUUCAAGAACGACAUCAUCUUCGACUCGAAGAUCAACGCCACCUCCUCCAACACACCCGAGAUUAUCAACCUGGGCAACUUUGACAAUUCGCUGCCGCCGACUUUCUUCAAGAAUCUGUGCAACUCGUCGCGACACGAGUCCCUCGGGCUGUACGUGGCCAAUGUGAUGAACCGACUCUCUUCGCGUGCCUCCGCCAAGCUGGAGCUGGGCAUCUUGCGCGCCAUUCUCGAUGUGCAGAGCGACGAACUGGAGUAGUGGCCCGACUGAUACUCUCAAUUUAAAUGAAUAAUCAGCUUACUUAUUAGACAAACUUGACGGUAGUUAUGUAGACCUGCCCAUAAACCUUUCUCGUAUUCACUGUAUUAUUUGAUUCGUGUUUAAACGUCAGCGUUGUGGCAGCCCUAUGUACGUACUCUUUCGAUUUAAAGCGCUUCUCUGUGGCUGCCACAACGCUGAAUUUUAAAUGUAUUUGUAAGUCUUAGAUUUGAGCCGAAUUCGAAAGUCCCUAGCUUAAGGUCCAAUGUGUCACUUGAUUUUAAAUACGUUCAUUUGCAAAUAAAGCUACAUAACUUACUUGAA
This is a messenger RNA of Drosophila subpulchrella, 1829 nucleotides long. RefSeq lists its product as uncharacterized. Bases 177 to 1505 code for a protein of 442 amino acids. The record is from RefSeq and is a predicted model, not a curated record. Lineage: Eukaryota; Metazoa; Arthropoda; Insecta; Diptera; Drosophilidae. The transcript is spliced from 2 exons.